GAGGAGGAGGAGGAGGAGGAAGAGGAGGAGGAGGAGGGAUGAGGCGCGCGGCGGAGGGGAAAUGGCUGCCGAAAACAAGCCGGAAGGACUGAAGAAGAUAAGAAAUCCAGAGCGGAUGGUCAGGAUCGCUGUUGGCUACACAGGACACACCCCUCCCAAGAGUGACGACACUGACGCCAACAAUGAGCCGGGCCAGUUGAAGAUCUACCUUCCUAAGAAGCUGCUCGAGUGUCUGCCCAAAUGUUCCUCUCUGCCCAAGGAGCGCCAUCGCUGGAACACCAACGAGGAGAUUGCUGCAUAUCUCAUCACUUUUGAGAAACAUGAUGAGUGGCUGACGACAUCACCAAAAACCAGGCCUCAAAAUGGCUCUAUGAUCCUCUACAACCGUAAGAAGGUGAAGUACAGAAAAGAUGGCUACUGCUGGAAGAAAAGGAAAGAUGGGAAGACCACCCGAGAGGAUCACAUGAAGCUCAAAGUCCAGGGAGUAGAGUGUCUGUAUGGCUGCUACGUCCACUCCUCCAUCAUCCCCACCUUCCAUCGUAGAUGCUAUUGGCUGCUGCAGAACCCAGACAUCGUGCUGGUGCACUACCUGAAUGUACCGGCAGUAGACGAUAGCGGGAAGCCAUGCGGUCCUGUCCUCUGCUCCAUCAACACAGACAGGAAGGAGUGGGCCAAGUGGAGCAAGGAGGAGCUCAUUGGGCAACUCAAACCCAUGUGUGCUGGAAGCAACCUGCAUCAGAAAUGUUCCAGUGUCAAGCAGCGCAUCAUCUCAUCCAAGCAGGAGUCAGGGGCAGCAGCCGGAGGUGGAGCUGCAGUGGGCACGGGCGUAGUGACGGGCCAGAGAGUUGAGGAAGCAGAUGGCACAGAAGUCCAGAACAGCGACGUGUCAGAGGGCCAGACAGAGCCCAGUCCUGGAGGAGGAGGAGGAGGCAGGAGCAGAGCAGGAGGGGGAGAAAGGAGGAAUGGCAGGAUAACGAAACCUUCUCUCCUCCCACAGAGCAGUAUGGAAGUGUCCUCAUCUACCUCCACCAACCAGGUGGAGGUCCCUGACACAACCCAGAGCUCCCCAUUGUCAAUCACCAGUGACAUGGCUGACAGCCCUGCUCUCGCUAUCGGGGCCGGCUUGUCACAGAGCACAGCUGUGUUCAUGUCUGAGGUCACAACACUGACAGGGGAUUCGGUUUACUCUGCUGGCCACACCCACCUGUUAGCAUCCACCCAUGAGAGCACCACUGCCGGCAUCCUGCUGGCUGUUGCCCCUGAGAAUCAGAGGUUUGCGUCUUUUCCUGGAGGCGUGGGCUUAAGUGAGGGGGGAGAGUUAGUUCUGUCCAGCUCUCUGGACACUGGUGGAGGAGUCAGCCUCCCUGAGACCACAAUGACCUUCGACCCUGACUGCUUCCUCAACAAUCCCAAGCAGGGUCAGACGUAUGGAGGAGGUGGAGGGAAAACUGAGGGCUGUAACGGUGAUGACGGAGGACUCCACUGCUCCUCUAACGGCUUUGUCUACAACCCCAACCUCGUGAACAACAUCAAGACAGAAAACACGUCCCUGGAGCAGCCUCUAUCCACUCAGAGCAGCUAUGUGGGAGAAGGGACAGGUCUCAGCCCUAGCACCACCCUAGAGCAGAUGGACUUCAGUGCUGUGAUGUCAUCAGCCUGUGUCCCAAGUCUUGGCCAACCUACACACCACCCCUCCCCAAGCCUUUUCCUCCAGACCUCCCCCCCGGGUAGCCAGACCUCCCAGCUGCAGACCAACGGUGCUGAGGCUACACAGGAAUCGGGUGAGGCCCAGGCUUUCAUAGGCCUGCCCACAGUGCCAACAGACUCUCCAGUCACCAACGGAGACCCGCAUACACACCUCCACCAAGCCAGCUCAGACCAGCAGGGCCUGUGUGGAAGAAGUGGACAAGGAGGGGCAGUGGGCUCCUUUCCUCUGACCCCACAGGAUACAGCUGCUGACCAGUUGGGUGGCAGAAAACAGCGAGAGGGUGGGGGCUUAGACAAAGCGUCUGAGAAUGGUGGAGAGAUACUAAUCAAGCCUGGAGACCCUCAUGAGGCCUACACAAGUGUUGACACCGAGCACUACCUGCAACCCACAGAUGACAAUGGAGGAGGAGAGGAGGGUGGGGGAGGUGGUGGAGGGGGUGGAGGAGGUGGGGAAAAUGAAAUUCUCUGUAAUGGUGUAAGCUUGUCAGGGGCGAGCAGUUCAGUGGUGGCCAGUCCCCAGUCUAUAUCUGCCACUGGAGGUAUAGAGGGUCCGCUCUACAGCUCUCCUCUUCCUCAGCAGGGUGGGGGGGUGUCAGCAACAGCAGCAGGGACAGGAGCAGCCAUCAGUCUGGAGGGCUUUGAGGCGUCAUUUGGAAGCCAGUUCUCUGAUCUCAUCAAUGAUUUCAUCUCAGUUGAGGGCUCUGGAGGCGGGGUGGGGGCUGCUGUCACUGGGGUUCUGAUGCCUCAGGAGGGGGCAGCAGGAGAGGAGCAAGGCACGGGAGCAGGCCACCUGCAGAGCGCGGAGGUGGAGCAGGGAGCUCUUGGACUGUUGCAGGAGACUGGGAGGCUGUUUGGUGUGACAGACUACUCCCCUGAGUGGUCUUAUCCUGAGGGUGGAGUAAAGGUGCUGAUCACAGGGCCAUGGUUGGAAUCGAGCAGUGAGUACAGCUGUCUGUUUGACCACAUCAGUGUCCCUGCUGCUCUCAUCCAGCCUGGGGUGCUGCGCUGCUACUGCCCAGCCCAUGAUACAGGUCUGGUGAUGCUGCAGGUGGCUAUGGGUGGUGAGGUUAUCUCUUCUUCUGUGGUGUUUGAAUACAAGGCCCGUGAUCUUCCUGCCCUGCCGUCUUCUCAGCAUGACUGGCUGUCCCUUGAUGAUACCCAGUUCAGGAUGUCCAUCCUGGAGCGUCUGGAGCAGAUGGAACAGAGGAUGGCUGAGAUAACCAAUCAGAACCCCAGUUCAGAAACCAUGGCAACCAAGGGAGGCGGAGUGGAGGGAGGAGGAGCCAGCGAUCAGCAGUCUCAAAUUUCCCCUGAUCAGGGUUCCUUUGAGGGUCGCGUUGUAGUGGUGUGUGAGAAGAUGAUGUCUCAGCCAUGCUGGGCUUCAUCUAAUCAGCUUGUCCACAGUAAGAACUCCAGAGGAAUGACCUUACUACAUCUGGCUGCAGCUCAGGGCUACGCGGGACUUAUCCAGACACUUAUUCGCUGGCGUACAAAGCACGCCGACAGCAUUGACCUCGAGCUGGAGGUGGAUCCUCUUAAUGUGGACCACUUCUCCUGCACUCCAUUGAUGUGGGCAUGUGCUCUGGGUCAUACUGAGGCAGCACUGGUGCUUUAUCAGUGGGACCCGAGAGCUCUGGCUAUUCCUGAUUCACUGGGACGCCUGCCGCUCAACAUCGCCCGAUCUCGGGGCCACACGCGAUUGGCCGAGCUCCUGGAGCAGCUUCAACAGACCCCUCAAGCUCAGGGUCAGCCUGGUGACACCUGGAUGGACAGGUGGAGAGGUGAGCCACAGACCAGCGGAAUAAACAACAGCCCAGCUCCAAACUCUAACUCUGAGCUGAGAAGAGCCAAGGCAGAGAGCCAGCCAGACAACCAGACCCAGAGCUGGAGCCAAACAGGACACAGAGCCCAACAGGGAGAACAGGGAGGCCCGCCCCCAGCCAAGAGACUCAAACCAGACCCAGACGCCCAGCAACAGCUUGCUAACUCAACCCCUGGCACCCAAACCCUUAACUCCCUCCUCAACUCACCCCCUAGUCAUAACCCUCAACGAUCUAUCCUCUCGAACACCCCGCAAACUCAACCCUCCAACCUCAGCUGUCAAAACGCACCUCCUGCCAGCUCCGGCCGCAGCCGGCCUCAGCUUCCGAGCGCUCCAUUCUCCCACCUGCAGGCCAGGAUGGGGGGGUCUGGAGGGGGCACCAGGUGGAGUCUGAGACAGACCCUGGGGCAGCGUAACCUAGCCAGGAGGAUUCUGGGAAAAGAACGACUGGCCAUUCACCUGCGCCAAAGAGUGCUGUCUGACAGGGGAGAGGAGACAGAGCUGCUGGCCUUUCAGGAUAACACUGAGGACCUGCAGAUGGACAUAACGAUGCUAGCUGAUCACAUCUUGGAGGCUUCAACCGGUAGGCUAAAGCAAGAGGAUAUGGAGACUGAAACCGACUCUGGGAGGUUGGGGUUCUGCAGUGAUGUCAGAUUACUGUCUGGUUACCUUGGCGAGGUGGAGAGGUUUCUAAACUCCAAGUCCCACACUUCCAGCCCCAAAACGAAGUCUCUCUCAGGACCUGAGGAUCAGCAGAGUCCACAGGUUAGGCAAGCGCCCCCUUCCCCCUUCGACUGGAGCUCCUUCCUCUGUGCAGCUAUGAAAGAGGAGAGGUUAAAAAGUGACUCCUCCUGUCUCGCUAUGACUGAGGCAGAACAGGGAGAGCUGUACGAGACCAUCAGGCAUGCUCUGCACUCCCUCAGAAAACACAAGGGUCCCAUUCAGGAACAACGCAAAGAGAUUGCAGCAGUGAUCCAGCGCUGCUAUAAGAGAUACAAGCAGUAUGCACUUUAUAAGAGGAUGACCCUGGCAGCCAUCCUGAUUCAGAGCCGUUUCCGGAGUUUCCAUGAGCAGAGGAAGUUCCAACAAAGUCGUAGAGCAGCGGUCCUCAUUCAGCAAUACUACCGCUCUUAUAGACACUCCCUCGGCAGCCUCCUAACGAAAAAACAGUACCAGGCUGCUCGUAAGAUCCUGAGGUUCCUGCUCCGAUGCCGCCACAGCCCCUUGAUGGACCAUAGGCCUCUCAAACGGGGUCAGAGAGCAGAGAAAGGCCAGGGGUCCUGAGAGCCCACCGCCAGGCCCCACACACAGCCCUCUCAGCCUGUGAGCAAUCUAUAAACCCGUCCCUCUGUCCAUCUUUUCCUUUCUUCCAUCCUCCCAAGAACUCCUUCCCCUUUUCCAUUCCUCAGCCCCUUCGACAUGCCCUGACCUUCCCUCUGCUCUCUGCUCCCUUAUUUCUUUCACCCUCUCUCCCCUCUUUUCUCAAGAGGGACAAAAAACUCUUCCCAGACAGACUGAGGACAGGAUAGGUGUCCAUCAUGGCAGCUCAGACAGACAGACUGCUGGGUAGAGCCCAGGGACCUGGCUCUGCCCACAGCACUGAUCCUCCUCCACAGUUUCACUGGGAGGCCAUCACAUUAACCUCAUGGCAUUCUUUGCACUCUUCAUGGGUAUGUUUCUUUGCAAGAGAAAGAAGAUGAGUCAGACAAGAGGAUGCAAGGAAGCACCUAACGCCGACAUCCUGCUAUUCAUGGCAGCGACGGGAUGAGCUGAAAGGCUCUGAAGAUGAACAGCUGGCUCAAAAUGAAGGCUACUCUGACAUGCAGAAAAAAUACAAAACCUUUUUUUUUUGUGUUUUGUAUCCAUGAAAGAAUAAGAAAACAUAAACCAAAAAAACUCACUUCUAUGUUGCAUUUGCAUGCAAGAUUUUUUCGCUUAUUCCUCCUCUCCAUCAUCUCGCAGAGCUAUAGUGGCAAAUCAUUCAGCUAAUUCAGUAAAUCACAGUUCCACCAACCACUCUGACUCACAGGCUUACGAACCUAUUAAUCAGUCACCCGACCAAAAGGGGAGGAACUGCACUUGAAUGUAAGAGGGGCAUUGUUAGAUAAGGGGUGGGGUCUGACAAACGAUGUCUUAAUUUGUUACAUGGACUUUGUAUGGAGUCGUUCUCAGAGGCGGCACUUUGCUCGCCCGCCGUGGUGUGUCCGUGUUCGUUCAAUUCAAUGCAUGUGUUUGAGCCACGAGCUCCUGCAUGCUUGCCAAACUGCUUUAGUGUUGUUUCUUUUUGUAUUUCUAUGUGUAGUUGUGUCUCACUUACGUCCUCAUCAACUUAUCCUUGCCCUGUGUAAUGUGAACUGUGUAAGGACAAAUGUCUUAUUUUGGGUGCUUUUUUUUUUUUUACUUUAUUUAUUUAAGGGUCUAAUUAUUUAUUUAAUUGGCUCAAGAGUGGGUUAAGCUUGAGACUGGUUUUCCCCCCUUGUGUGGUAAAAUAUGACAUGUUCCAAUGGUUAAAUGUCUCUGUUAGUUUGUUCUUUGCGUGAACCUCUAAAUCUGUGGUUUUGAGGAGAGAGUCACAUACCAUUGCCUUGACUUCUUCUUGACUCUGAGAGGUCUCUAUGCUUGCUCUGUACAGGACAUGGGUCCUAUACCUGCCCCUAUACAGGGCAUUGGUCCCCAUAUUAGCCCGUAUGGGCAGUCAAAUCCAUAUUUUGGACUAUUGCAUAUUCCUGUAUAUAAACUGACGAGGUAAGGGGAUACGAGGACCCUGAAACUUUUUCAUAAGAGGACUGUAUUUAAGAUUAUAAAUUAUUUUACUCCCAUAAUGAGAACUUAAGACAGAGACCUGGGUACACAGGAUGGCUGUAUUGCUUGUAAAUAAUGUAGAUAUUACAAACGGA
Notolabrus celidotus (New Zealand spotty) is the source of this 6426-nucleotide messenger RNA. Its product is annotated as calmodulin-binding transcription activator 1-like. The transcript has 22 exons. The coding region runs from base 62 to 4813 and encodes 1583 amino acids. Gene Ontology annotation, biological process: regulation of transcription by RNA polymerase II. Gene Ontology annotation, molecular function: transcription coregulator activity; protein binding; double-stranded DNA binding. Lineage: Eukaryota; Metazoa; Chordata; Actinopteri; Labriformes; Labridae. The record is from RefSeq and is a predicted model, not a curated record. Gene Ontology annotation, cellular component: nucleus.